AUGAAGCGCUCGUCGGAAGCAUUCGAGCCAGAAAGUGGCCGUGAAAAGGUCCCUCGUCGCCAAGAGCCAGUGUCGUGUGUUUUCUGCCGCAAGAAGAAGCUGAAAUGUGACCGUGGGGGGCCCUGUUCAAACUGUCGGGCACGGAAACUCGAAUGCUCCUCAGCAUCAAGUGGAGCAGGAGAGUCGAGCCAAGGCCAGAAAUCCUUCGAGAGCCCGCAACCAGCUGCAUCAGGUCAGAAUAUCGAUGAAUUGAAUAAUCGCAUCAAGAAGUUGGAAUCACUUCUUAUAGCUAAAACGACUGAGAGUCCGCCUCAGACCCUCAGUGUGAACAAGCGGACUGCUUCCGCGGCGUCGAAAGAUGAGCCUCGAGGCGAUCUUGAACUUUCGAAAACACUCUCUUUCAUAGAGACAGAUGCCUAUGAACAUGCCCCAACAACAUCUGAAGAACAACUCUCGUCAGAUGCCAAGGUUGCGGAAAGCUUCGGGUCAUUUAUAUUCGCUCUCACGAGACCGCGAAGUCCUCCAGCAUUCACCCAACAUCUUCCAUCAAUGCUGCCAACUCGCAUUCAAGGCCAAAUCCUUCUGGACUACUACAUCGAUCACGUCAAUUGGAUAUAUCAGAUUAUUCAUGUGCCGACUGUGCAGAAAAUCUUUGACAUCGUAUAUACCCACGCCGAGCAGAACACAGUUCCCCAAUACGGAUAUGUGGCCCUCAUCGCUACCAUCUUUGCUCUUAGUGCUUACUUCUCUUCUCCUCAAUCAAACUUAUACUUCCACCACAGUGAAGCGAAACGAUUCUCCUAUCGAUGGGUUUCGCUUGCACAGGAUGCUCUCGCCGCAUCCAAUUGUCUCUCGGUGCCAACCAUAGAAGCACUGCAGAGUUUGAUCCUUAUAUCUCAGCAUCUCAUGCCAAACAUUGGUGCUAUAGCCACCCUGAGAACCCUUGCUGCUACCUCUAUGUACACAGCUCGUGCGAUGGGACUGCACAAGAUCGAUUCGCCUGCGAACAAGGCUCGUCGACAGAAUACAGAAGUCGAUUGGGUCGAUAUUGAAGUGAAAAGGAGAAUAUGGUGGCACCUUGCUUCAACAGACUGGUUGCUGUCAUUCAUGAGUGGCGCCCAGUGUGGCACCUAUAUGAUCCACCCCAAGCAGAUGAAUGUCGACCACCCCUCCAAUGUUGACGAUACUGAGAUCAACGCUCGUGGUGACUAUGCUAGACCCAUGGAGUUUGCAACUGACAUGACAUAUUUCAUAUUCAGAGUGAAAUUCGCAACAGUAUUUGGCGAAAUGGUAGAUGCAGCAUGGGAGGCAGGGUCAGACAUGGACGAGCUACCUUUCGAGCUCGUUUUAGAAUUCGACAAGAAGCUCAACACUCUCCUUGCAGACUUCGAUAGAAAAUUCGAAGUCGUGAAACAUAAUUAUCCUCCAGGUACAAACGACAGCUCAGCUGGACAGAAGCUUGCGCGCCUCAGCAAGCAACGUACCAUGGCUCGAAACAUGGCGCAUUUUGGAAUCCACACUCGAAUAUCCCGCCUGCAUCGUCCAUACCUCGUUCGCGGUGCCCAAGAUCCACGUUACGCAUACAGCAGAAUGGUCUGCCUACGCUCAGCACGAACCGUCAUCGAGCUAGGCAAGAAAAUGACAACCCAAGUCCAAGAUCUUGCAUCCAUCAAGAUCUGGUCUGUCAACCACCACGUAUUCGUCUCAACUGUCAUCUUAGUAAUGGAUUAUUGCUUCAAUCGCGACGAACCCCGCGCAAAAGAACGAAAGGAAGAGAUCCUAGAAUGUUUCCGGAUCCUCGAGAGUAGUCGAGAAGAUAGCACGAUCGCGACCCGAGGCCUGCAAAAGCUGCGCAUCAUGCUCCGAGAAAAAGCCAGCGGUGACGCCUCCUCAGGCGAUGAAUCCACAGGCUCGAAAGCAUCAUUUAGCAAACAACAACGAGAUAGCCCAACUUCUUUUGCACCACCAAACCAAUUCCAACAAGCUCCCUCGACGAUGUACCAGAGUACACCAGUCUCGGGCAGCGAGAUGAAUCAGCUGCCCUCACAGUGGCAGUGGGAUUUGGGGUCUCUGGAUUUCGAUGUUGAUUAUAGUCAGUUUGAAGCCCUGUUUCAGAAUAUUGAUAAUAGUCGAGAGAUGUUUUAG
This is a messenger RNA of Mollisia scopiformis, 2145 nucleotides long. RefSeq lists its product as uncharacterized. The transcript is spliced from 6 exons. The record is from RefSeq and is a predicted model, not a curated record. Bases 1 to 2145 code for a protein of 714 amino acids. Gene Ontology annotation, biological process: regulation of DNA-templated transcription; DNA-templated transcription. Gene Ontology annotation, molecular function: zinc ion binding; DNA binding; DNA-binding transcription factor activity, RNA polymerase II-specific. NCBI's taxonomy places the organism in Eukaryota, Fungi, Ascomycota, Leotiomycetes, Helotiales, Mollisiaceae.